CGUGAACAUCAAUUCAUUGCCAACAUGUUCAAGCCAUCGAACCCGAUGAUGGCGCGCCUGCGCUUGACAACCAAGCAGGUCAAUGGCGGCUACUACAAAGGUAACCGGACAGGAUCCAUGGGUCGCUUCGACCACAAGGGCAACUACGUGAUCGACUGGAAGAAAGUCCGCACCUACGUCGUUCCGGAAGAUAUGAAGGGCUUCAAGCUUACACCCUUUGUCACCAAACGCGCGGAACCGAAGCGGAGUCUGUACAACAAGGAGAUUGAGCGGAAUGGGCGCACAUACACCGUGAUCGACAAGAUGAAGGGCAGGGACUUUGUCGACCUGUGGCAUGAGCGCAAUGGCGAAGAAGUCUACCAGCGCGAGUUGAUGGAGCACCCUGAAAUUCUGGCCAAGCAAAACGAGGAGCUGCUCGGGCAAAACGAGGAAUCGAAAAAGAGCCAAUGACCGAAAACUUUCUCUAGCUAAGGAGCCUUG
Penicillium cinerascens is the source of this 480-nucleotide messenger RNA. Its product is annotated as mitochondrial 54S ribosomal protein mL41. The record is from RefSeq and is a predicted model, not a curated record. The transcript is spliced from 2 exons. Lineage: Eukaryota; Fungi; Ascomycota; Eurotiomycetes; Eurotiales; Aspergillaceae. Gene Ontology annotation, biological process: translation. Gene Ontology annotation, cellular component: mitochondrial large ribosomal subunit. The coding region runs from base 25 to 450 and encodes 141 amino acids. Gene Ontology annotation, molecular function: structural constituent of ribosome.